Messenger RNA from Ambispora gerdemannii, 459 nucleotides. Lineage: Eukaryota; Fungi; Glomeromycota; Glomeromycetes; Archaeosporales; Ambisporaceae. The record is from the annotation of a GenBank genome assembly.
AUGGAAGGAUUGCAACAAAAAUCUAAUGAGCUAUUGCAAGAAGAAAUUAGGAGAGCAAUAAGGGAAAAAUUAAACAGAUUUACUUUUCCUUGCCCUCACUGUCGAGAACAUAUCAAAGACGAAGACUUUGGCAAAGAACAACAGGCUUUUCACUAUAUUAGUGAAAUAGAAUUUCCUGAGGUCAUAGAAUUAAAAGAAAGUAUUAAAAAAAAAGAAGAAGAAAUACGCCAUCUUCAAUCUCCCGACUAUAUAGAAAACUCAAUACGAGAAUUACAAAAAGAACUGACCGAAAAAAAAGAGCAAAUUCAAAAUCUAGUAUUAAGGCAAAAAGGACAAGUUUUUGACGGUCAAGAUAGAAUUACAGACGUAAGCAAAGGUCAAACAGGAAUGGGGAAAAGAGCAGAUUUUCUUCAAGAAGUUUUAACCGCAACUGAACCAAAAAAAGUUGUCGGUCGGAUU